ACACAAUCGACAGUGUCGUCGUGAAGCGGGCAGGCUUUCCAGCAUGUCCGACGAGGAAUCGAAAUGGGUUGCUCCACCUAGUGUCACCGAGGAAUCAAGCGAUUCAGAGUUCAGUUAUGACUCGUCGUUACCUUCAGAGGGUGCCCAAGCUGCACUCUCUCAGCCUCGGCCAUCACCGUUUACUCGUGUUGCAUCGUACGAUGCGUACGCUGCGGCAAAGGAGGCAUUGGAUGAUCAUAACGGGUUCGUGUAUACUUUCGAAUCGCGCUACGAGACUACAACGUUGUUAGUGCGGGUUUUCCUUUGCCGGUCUCACCAGAUGUGUGGACAUCGACUCAAGAUCGGAGCGGUCGACAUCGGAAAUUCUGUCAUCCAAUUUCAUCUGGAGGAAGGGGGUAGACACACCCUUGUUGUUAGACGAGCAAGACGACGAGGUAUUCACAUCUCACUACGCGAAGAUGUCGACAGUCUACUAAAAAUGGGAUGGGGGGCUCCAAGACUGCGGACACUACUUCAGCAUCGCUACAUCGACCACCCGAGAAUGUCGACAAACAUUCCAACGGUGAGGCAGAUCGAGAAUCGUAGAGCGUAUCUGGUACGAUCAUGCAAUGCUACUUGGGAAAUCACGAACCACGUCACGUUUAACGCAUGGGCGUCAGACUGGAUGUGCACAACCAGGGAAGACUUCAUGUCAGUGACAGAUGAUGGGGAUGCUGAAAUGGACUCUAGAAUUAUACUCGACUCAUUUGUCAUUGGUGGUGGUUCUGAAGGUGAUCCUACUUCGUUUGGAAUCAUUGUCUCUUCGCGGCGUGUGUUUCGGAAUGUCUUGGCUUCUGUUCGGGGUCAGCCAGGGGAGCUCAGAUGUGCUACAGAUGGGACUUACAAACUUCACUUCGCUGGAUGGGUGAUAGUCGAUUGUGGCUCGGAGCAUGUGGCGUGGUCUCGAGGAUCGUUUGCUCACAAGUUCGUACCAUGGGCAUACAUGUUUGUUCGGUCGGAGUCGAAGGAAGCCUACACACGACUUUUUUGCGUCAUUCGUGAGCGUGCGAGGACAUUCUUUGACAUCGACGUGGACGUGGCUUCGUUCGCCAGACAAGGCAAAAGAAAAGUUUGCUCGAGGACCCUGAGAUGUACGAAAGUAUGAUCAAACCGCAAGUUCGUCUUCUUCGCUCGGCUCGCUCGCAUUCUCAAUUUGUGAAAAUGAGUGAAAAAUCGUGACAGAUUACUGGAUUGAAAAUGGUGAAGCAGAGUAUGCUCGCUGGUUUCGCCUCGUGUAUCUCGUGCGGAGGUGGGAGAGAUGGCAUGUAAACGGAUCCGGCAUAGGUGGUCUUGUUCCGAGCCAACAAGGAAUUGAAUCUCACCAUGCUGUGAUAAAAAAAACUUGUGCUCCUUCAACUCGGGCGUCUACCUCAGGAUUAGUCGACGGUAUUCUUCCAAGGAUAUUGCGAUAUGAAGCUCGUCGAGCACCCGGAAGACCACGAGUUCGCCGAUCAGCAUUGCAUACAGAAGAAUCGGAAGAUGGAUACUUUUCGAUUACAAGGCUUUUGCCGCUCUUCCUUAAGCGAUCUGGCCAGCCUCUCGAUUGAAAGAUCGUUGAUGAUUUUACUGUGUCAGUGGAUGGAGUAGAAGAAACCAGCAACUUUGUUGGGCAAGUUGUCGGAGUGCGGCUUUCUAGAGGAGUGUUUGUUUGGUCGGCCAGGUUUGACGACGGUUCCAUCAGGGACUAUGAGGCAGAACCGCUUGCUCAAGCAGUGGUGAAAGCUCACGGGCUCGGUGUGACCGGGUAAUGAGGUUCGUUGCAUGCAGAAAAGGUAAAAACCUUGAGCGAGUUAGUGUUAGAUAUCACAUUUAUAUUGACAGUGUUGUUCUGCUCAAGAAGAAAAAGUGAGAGCAAAAACAAGAAAAAAACAAUACAAAAAAGCUCUCCGAAACGUGAGGUCUGCCCCUUGUUCAUUAUAAUAAUCUCUGGAUAUCUAGUGAGAAUUACUAAGUUACAGCUCGAUCUCAUUCGUAGUUUUAAAAUGUAUAUAGGACAAACGAAACAUAGAGUUGAAGUUUGGGCGUAUCUUUUUUCAAAUCUUCGUGGAUGAUUACUAAAUCUUGUUAGAUUCUGUGUUUUUUUUAAUUCAAAC
Phytophthora nicotianae INRA-310 is the source of this 2132-nucleotide messenger RNA. RefSeq lists its product as hypothetical. The coding region runs from base 44 to 1144 and encodes 366 amino acids. The record is from RefSeq and is a predicted model, not a curated record. NCBI's taxonomy places the organism in Eukaryota, Oomycota, Peronosporomycetes, Peronosporales, Peronosporaceae. The transcript has a single exon.